AUGGCGGACAGGAAGGCCGUGAUCAAAAAUGCAGACAUGCCUGAAGAUCUGCAGCAAGACGCAAUCGACUGUGCAAAUCAGGCCUUGGAGAAAUACAACAUCGAGAAGGACAUUGCUGCGUACAUCAAGAAAGAGUUUGACCGGAAGCACAAUCCCACAUGGCACUGUGUCGUCGGCCGCAACUUCGGCUCAUACGUCACACAUGAAACGCACCAUUUUAUUUACUUUUAUAUUGGCCAGGUUGCAGUCUUGCUCUUUAAGAGCGGCUGA
This is a messenger RNA of Besnoitia besnoiti, 270 nucleotides long. Its product is annotated as dynein light chain DLC. Gene Ontology annotation, biological process: microtubule-based process. Gene Ontology annotation, cellular component: dynein complex. The coding region runs from base 1 to 270 and encodes 89 amino acids. The transcript has a single exon. Gene Ontology annotation, molecular function: dynein intermediate chain binding; dynein light intermediate chain binding. The record is from RefSeq and is a predicted model, not a curated record. NCBI's taxonomy places the organism in Eukaryota, Apicomplexa, Conoidasida, Eucoccidiorida, Sarcocystidae.